This is a messenger RNA of Dreissena polymorpha, 734 nucleotides long. RefSeq lists its product as uncharacterized. The transcript has 3 exons. The coding region runs from base 153 to 569 and encodes 138 amino acids. The record is from RefSeq and is a predicted model, not a curated record. NCBI's taxonomy places the organism in Eukaryota, Metazoa, Mollusca, Bivalvia, Myida, Dreissenidae.
AAGGCUUACAAUUUGUAAACACUUUGUUGAUUAGCUUUAUUGCGAAACAUCACAUCUCAAAAUACGUCAUUCUAGUGCGUUCCAGUCAUUUGUACUUUCACUUACGUUGCAUAUAAAUAGGCGCGAUACGUACAGACUCAAAGCAACAGUAUAUGGUCGCAGUGAAGAAUUUCAUAGUAACGUCAGUUGAAGGUAUGUCUCUUUACACACUCUUCGCCACGUGCUACAUGGUCGGGAUUGUUAUAUCAGGACCGGCACAAGACAUUAGUUCGCUACGAAUCCUAGGUUGCUCGUGUAGCACGUGUAACGUCGAGCAGAUCGGUUACGCCAUCCAUGGAAUCAUAAGAGCAACCUUUAAUGGUGGAGAGGUCCGAUGCUCUAGAGAGCCAAUUGAAGGUUUCGGUAGGAUAGUUGUUGGCUGGAAUCUGGCAUGUGACCUACCAAACACUUCCGGUCCGUUUGAAAUCAGUUAUGUAGGCGCCGCUCACCAGCUCUGUGGAAUCAGCUUUGACCGUGUGUCCCUCUCGAACUGCUCUGUUUUUGGUGUGCCAUGCAGUUCGAUUGGGUAGAGAAGAACUAAGCAUUUAAUGUGCUAAUAUAAGUGUCGUAUUGACGCUCACCGUGGUAUGUGUUUGUUAAAUGUUCAAAUAUGCAACAUUUUCUACUUUCCAAUAAUGUUCAAUUGUCAAUAUGUUUACGACAUCUCUUGAAUAAAUAUAGUUUUAACUAACUUA